AUGAACGUUGAUAACCAAGCUGCGAUAUCGGUGGCAGAACAUGCUGGUUACAAAUCGCGUGCGAAGCAUAUAGACUUGCACUACCAUUUUGUGCGAGAUGCUAUUCAAGACAAUGUGCUUAAGAUAAAGUAUGUGCCUACUACUCAACAGCUUGCAGACUUCAUGACGAAGUCACUACCUACGCCGCAGUUUCUUAAACUUGUCAAGCUUGGUGGAAUUGUUGACGACCCCGAGACCAGCACUUGA
Messenger RNA from Peronospora matthiolae, 246 nucleotides. The record is from the annotation of a GenBank genome assembly. NCBI's taxonomy places the organism in Eukaryota, Oomycota, Peronosporomycetes, Peronosporales, Peronosporaceae.